Pogona vitticeps (central bearded dragon) is the source of this 2085-nucleotide messenger RNA. The record is from RefSeq and is a predicted model, not a curated record. Lineage: Eukaryota; Metazoa; Chordata; Lepidosauria; Squamata; Agamidae.
CUAAAAUAUUUUCAUUUCUUAACUUUUUUUAAAAAAUGCAAGAGGACCAGGGUACUGUACUUCUCUGGAAUAAGAAUGAAGUCAUUGCAAAUAAGCAUGCUUCAUCAUCCUGCCCUAGAAAAUAAGCAACGCCUUUGUUUCCUUGCUGUCAGGAGUGGAAUGAUUAUAAGCUGCAGUGGAACCCUUUGGAUUUCGACAACGUCACUUCGAUCCGGGUGCCUUCCGAAAUGAUCUGGAUCCCGGACAUCGUGCUCUAUAAUAAUGCUGACGGGGAGUUCGCCGUGACGCACAUGACGAAGGCCCACCUCUUCUCCAACGGCAGCGUCAAGUGGGUCCCGCCAGCCAUCUACAAGAGCUCCUGCAGCAUCGACGUCACCUUCUUCCCCUUCGACCAGCAGAACUGCAAGAUGAAGUUCGGUUCCUGGACCUACGACAAAGCCAAGAUUGACCUGGAGAGCUUGGAGCGCCACGUGGACCUCAAGGACUACUGGGAAAGUGGGGAGUGGGCCAUCAUCAACGCAGUGGGCACCUACAACACCAAGAAGUACGACUGCUGCACGGAGAUCUACCCGGACAUCACCUACAGCUUCAUUAUCCGCCGCCUGCCGCUCUUCUACACCAUCAACCUCAUCAUCCCUUGCCUCCUCAUUUCGUGCCUGACGGUGCUGGUGUUCUACCUGCCCUCCGACUGCGGCGAGAAGAUCACGCUGUGCAUCUCCGUCCUCCUCUCCCUCACCGUCUUCCUCCUACUGAUCACGGAGAUCAUCCCGUCCACCUCCCUCGUCAUCCCACUCAUCGGCGAAUAUCUGCUCUUCACCAUGAUCUUUGUCACCCUCUCCAUCGUCAUCACCGUCUUCGUCCUGAACGUCCACCACCGCUCACCCAGCACCCACAAGAUGCCGCAGUGGGUCCGCACGGUCUUCCUGGAUUUUAUCCCUCGCUGGCUGUUCAUGAAACGGCCCCUUUUGUUGCCCCCAGGAUUGAAGGUGGGCAGCGAGGACGUGAUGGGGCACUACGAGGUGCCUCUGGCGAAUCUUAGUACCUCGCGGUGUUGGCUGGAGACGGACGUUGAUGACCCGUGGGAGGAAGAAGACGACGGCCCCGAGGAGAGGAGGCAUGCCGGCCACUUGCCUCUCCCUGGGGUCUGUCACCAUCACGCCCUCCAGUACCACUACAGCUGUGUCCCUGGGCAACGGGGCAGGCGCUUCAUGGAGCUGAUCCAGCCCCCGGCCACCCAAACUGGGAAUCCUGCAUCUUCUGAGAAGGACCUGCCGCUGUCCCCAAGCAUCAUGAGAGCCCUGGAGGGUGUGCGGUACAUCGCGAACCACCUGCGGGCCGAGGACGCUGAUUUCUCGGUGAAAGAAGACUGGAAGUACGUUGCCAUGGUGAUCGACCGCAUCUUCCUCUGGAUGUUUGUCAUCGUCUGCCUACUGGGGACGAUUGGUCUUUUCCUCCCCCCUUUCCUGGCGGGCAUGAUCUAGCGUCAGACCGGUGGUGCCCAGGACGGAGAGCUGCGCCUCCUCGCAGAGGGCAACCCCAGCCCUGGGGCCUUCGUGGGAGAGGCCACGCAAAGUCUGAUUCACCCACCCAACAGCUCCAGCGAGGGAAUUAUCCGGUAGAUCCAGGGCAAGCCAAGAUCAGAAGCCUCUCCAGGCCUUGGGACUGAAAACGUCCAUCCUUUGUCCAUUAAUGGAACUGGGUUUUACAACGGAGGAAAUGUAACAGGGAACUUUCCUCUGGAAGACCCUCACCUCUCAUUAUUCGGAGAGGUCAAGGAUGGGCGUACAAGAGGACCACCGAGGCAUAAAGUGGCGGUAUGGAAACAUUGGCAGACCAGCUUCUUGAGAAUUUUCUUGAAAGCUGCUGGUAGUGCUCACCUCUGGUUAGCUCCGUGGAGCAAAAUACCUGCCCUUAGGACAGCAUGCUUUUGUGUGGGAAACAAGAGAGGAAAGGGGGACAGAGAGGGAGAAUAAGCAACGAGGCUUAGUCAGUCGUAAGGAUCCCUGAAGGGCACAUGGGGGGCAAAAGAAUUAACUGGGAUGAGUUGGCGAUGCUCUUAGGAGAGCAGCGAAACCUUCUCCUCAA